Molecule: messenger RNA, 2598 nt
Organism: Cuscuta campestris
Lineage: Eukaryota; Viridiplantae; Streptophyta; Magnoliopsida; Solanales; Convolvulaceae
Source: the annotation of a GenBank genome assembly
AAUCUCCAAAUGUAUCAAAUAUUGAUCCUGUGAGCCCUAUGUUGAACGACAAGUUUCCAGUUUGCCUUCAUUCAUAGAGUUCUCUGUAAUGUUUUCACACUCACGUCUUAACCUUUUCACAUUUCAAAUCUGUUCACGAAUCCACCUCCGGUGUCAAAACAAAUUUGGUUGGGUUUCAAAAAUUGUUGAUAUACACUGCUUUGUCUACUGAUAAGGGUUCUUUUCUUCAUGCAAGAAGUGUGGAUAGUUGUGUACAUUUAUCCGAGUAAUUUCUUUUCCAAAUAAAGUUAAAAGUUUUUGCUUCUUUUUAAAUGGAAGUUUUUCUUCUAUUUCUAAUAAUAUUUACUUCCUAAUAAUAUUUACUUCCAAAAAUAUUUGUGGCAUGUUAUUGCUAGGCUGUUCAAAGAUGCUUAAUUGUUCAAUUAGGAAGCUGUUUGGAGCUAUUCUGAGGCUGUUGGGCUAUUUGAAACAGAUUUUUUAUUGUUCAAACUUAUUUUUGAUGUUCAUAUAAUUUUUCAAAUUUUUUUGUGCUUAUUUUUAGUAUGACUCGGUGGUCGUUUGGUCCUAAUUCUUAGUGCGUAUGAUGAUGUUUUUAUUUUUGAUGUUAGGUUUGUUGAAGAAUUAGUUGCUGCUAAACAAAUGGAUAUCUUUGACAAAUGGAUGAGAUUUUUAAGUGUUCCUACAACCAAUGGAGGUCGAAGAUACGAUCAUGCCCGACAAGCUUUAUAGAGAUUUCAUCUAAUACGGAUUGGCUUUUAGUGAUGAAAGAUGGCGGGCAGUUCUAGCCCAAGAUGGCAGCGAUUCCAUAGCCAGAAGGUUAUUGAAGCAUGCUAAAUCUAGCACAUAGAAAUAUGAGUUGGAAGUACACGCCACAUAAAGAAUAGCACUGAACCAAAAAUGGCAUCGUCAUGCGUACCACCACCACAUUUAGAGCCCAAUUCUACCUGAAGGUGGCUUCAGUUUCUUUUGGGAUGAGAGGACUCAACCACAGGGUAGAAGAAGACAACCGCCGGGGAGGAGAGAUGAAUCCAAGAAUUUCAGAACAACAUGGCGAUCCAGAUCAUAUCGUUACCAAGGGCCAUUUAACAGCGAUUCAGGCGUUUCAAUUUCGAUUGAAAGCAAGGUAUUCAAAUUCCAUAUUGCCGACAAUCUUAUAAUUUCCGAAUCCAAGAAUGGUAUGUCUAGAUCUCUCUCUAUCUCGCGUUCUUUCGCUCUUUGGCUUUCAGAAUCCCUAAGCCACCCACCUUUGGCUAGAGAGGGAUGGGUGAUUUCAAAAUUUGAAGGGAGUGCAACUGUAAAAUCUCACUGGGAUUCAAACCAGUUUGGAUGUUUCGUUAGAUUCAGUGCAGGAACCGAUAGGGAGAAGUCUACUAUCUGCAUACCAGUUGGAAGAAAUUCAGAAGGCAUUAGGCUUUUUGUAAAAGGAUUGAAUGAAGUUUUAAAAUUUCAAGAAGGAACUGUCUCGGCAGAAAAGGAACUUUUAUCUCCAUGGAAAGCAGAAACUUCAGUUCCUAUAGAUUUCACAGACCAGAUGCUUCAGGUGGAGAGGGUAGGGGAAGAACAUUUGAGCUAUCCGUCCAUCUCCUCAAGUCUUCUACAACGAGAUGUUACGCAGGGUGCAAGGAUGACUAGCCUCUCAGAACAUGAGUUGAAUGAUGGGUCAGAAGAGACUAAGGAAGCUGAAGAUGAAGAAAAGAAGAUCCAAAUGUUAUUUCAACCAGCUUUUGAUGCCUACUUCGAAACAAUCUUCAGAGCAGUGGAAAAACAGGUUCAAGAGGCUCUGGCUAGGACAUCGCUACUGGAUAAACUGAAAAUGGGGUUUUUCCAAAACAUGGCGGGUAAAACUCUUCGAGCAACACGAGAGACGGUGAAAAGCAUGGAAAAGGUGACCCUAGUUCAAUUUGAAGAUACUAAAUACACAGCUUUCAUUUCGUGUUCCAAAGCUGAUGAAAGGAUUGUGGCGGAGUUUCUAACAGGGGAGCAGGUUGAAGAGUCACAAGAUAAUUCUGGUUAAAGUUUAGUCUUAAUUAUGUUAAUGCAUCCAGGAUUACAUGUUUUGAUGGUUGUCUUUUGUAGAUCAAGCGAGGGCCAAAUGAAGCAGGAUUAAUCUUGUCCUUUCAGGGGUUUAUUGCAGAUCAAGAAUUAUGCUUUAGAGUUUGCCAUAGGAUUCUGGUUUUAUUUUUGAGACAGGGUUCUCAUAUUUGGAGGAACAUAGUUCAUCAUUUGUACUAGCAGGGUCCUUCAUAGACAGCCUUAUUUUCAAACGUUUUUCCUUGUCAAGUUAUAAUGAAUGGAAUAUGGACAGUAAUACUGAUUGUGAUCUCAGGGUAGAGGAACUGCAGGAUGACCUGCCACGGAAGCAGUUUUGGGUUAUUGAUAUGGAUGCCAUAGGAGUCCUGCCUCUUUAUCUCCAGCUCCUCUUUUAUUUUUUUGUCUGUUGUCAGCUUCUUCUUUUAGUUUUGUGUUUGGCAGUCCUUGUUCUCUAUUUGUUGGUUUUGGUUUACCUUUUGGCCUGUUGUCGGGAAACUACUAUCCAUUCCACAGUUUGAAAAGGCUUGGUGAGAAUUUUUGAAAAGAGAAUAAAGGGAGGUUCGGUAU